AUGACUACUCUGGCAAGGAAGCAGAAUUUGUCAAAUGACUACCAAGAGAACGAGAAAACUCAGCAUAACUGCUAUGAGUGGGAUGAAAACACACAAGGAAAAAACUCAGAAGAAGCAUUUAACAGUCCAAACGAUGGAAGAAUCAGGCAUAAUUGUAGGAGAAAUACGUUCACAACGCCAGAAAAUUCUAAUGAAAAUAUCAUUGUCACAACCAAGCCUACACAUAGACGUACAAUUAGUGGCUCACAUGAUUAUUAUUGUGAUUUAUUCAGCUUCUCAACAAAUCAGUCUCCUCCUUCAAGUGAAAUGGAAAAUAAAUACAAGAAAGUCAUAGCAUGGAUCUCAAAUAAUGAGUACUUAUCUGUAAAUGAAUCAAAUGAAUUUAAAUGAGAAGCUGAAGAAAUGAGGGGGAAUGAUGAAAAACAAACGAACUCUUGUAAAAAAGAGGUUAAAACAGUGCUUGAGCUUGGUGACUUUGAGGAAAUGAUAAAAGUCAUCAAUGAGAGAGAAAAUACGAUGAAGCAUUAUUUGCUAAAUUCACUUUUAAUUUGAAACGAAAUAUAUGCUUCAAUUUGAAAGGGGUUAAUUUUUUGAACAAAAUAGUUUUUUAUAGUAAAUAAAUACAAAAUUUUAACAUAAGAUGAAUAAAAAGAUUUUAAAUUUUAUUUGUGUAGUAUUCUAUUUAUUCCCCAUUUAAUAUAGAGCAAGAAAUAUAAAAAUUUUCGAUUUAUAUAAAAUUAGCCUUAUAUUAAAUUUGUGCCAAAUUGAAGGCAUAGCUAUUAUUAUUUUAGCUAAUUUUAUUUCAAUUUAAUAGCUAAUAUCCUUAAAAUCCAAAAUUACCAUCAUUUUUGAUCCAGCUUAAAGGGGGAUAAGCAAAAAGAAAGAAAUCAAGGAGUUUGCAAUAAAACAAAUUAAGCGAGCUGACAGUCCAGCCAGCGAUGCUGAUAAAAAGCAACAAAAAGGAUUGUUAAACAUAGAAAACAAUGAUAAUAAACUACAAAAAAAGAAAGAAAAAUUCACACAUAUGUCUGAACAAGUAAAAAGAGACCCUAUUGAAAAAAAUAAAGAUCAUUCUUCAACUGGAUUUUUCCGAAAAAGCAAUGACAAUAAAUCUGAAAUUAAAAAUUUCCUGCAUAAAUUGAGUGUAAAUAAAGGGAGCGAAAGCAAUGCAAUUCUGAUUUCAUCACGAAAAAUAAAUCUCGGAAAAAAGGAUAAAAAGGGUGAUAAUGAAAAACCUGAAAAGCUAGAAAAGCCAGACAAGCCUCGAAUUGUUCCCAAAAAGGAAGCUCGAACAGGAACAAUUCACCAUAGUCCUCUGCAAAAAAGAGGAAACAUUGAAAAAAUAGCAAAGCUCAUUCGCUAG
Molecule: messenger RNA, 1363 nt
Organism: Blepharisma stoltei
Lineage: Eukaryota; Ciliophora; Heterotrichea; Heterotrichida; Blepharismidae
Source: the annotation of a GenBank genome assembly